Molecule: messenger RNA, 4713 nt
Organism: Camelus dromedarius (Arabian camel)
Lineage: Eukaryota; Metazoa; Chordata; Mammalia; Artiodactyla; Camelidae
Gene: SEC31B
Product: SEC31 homolog B, COPII coat complex component
Exons: 26
Coding region: 283-3819 (1178 amino acids)
Biological process (GO): endoplasmic reticulum organization; COPII-coated vesicle cargo loading; endoplasmic reticulum to Golgi vesicle-mediated transport
Cellular component (GO): endoplasmic reticulum exit site; COPII vesicle coat
Molecular function (GO): structural molecule activity; protein binding
Source: RefSeq, a predicted model, not a curated record
GAUAGUAAUAGUAUUGACUGCACAGAACCAUUGUGAGAAUUAAAUGACAUAUGCACUCAAGUACACAGUGAUAAUCGAAGCUCCUACUUUACAUCUUUCUCUAGAAAUGUGAAAAUGGUUAUGACCAGCAGGUGUCUCUGGUGACUGUAUGGUAUGAUGUGCAAGCUUGUCGGAAUAUUCCUGAUGUAGCCUCAACUGUUUAUAGACGCCCUCAGGAAAUCUUGGCUGAAUUGACAACCUUAAACUUUUUUCAAGCUGGGAAAGAACAUUUGAGGACAGACCAUGAAGCUGAAAGAACUUGAGCGGCCAGCUGUCCAAGUGUGGAGCCCAGCCAGCCAGUACCCUGUGUAUCUGGCCACAGGAACAUCUGCCCAGCAACUAGACGCCUCCUUUAGCACAAAUGGCACGUUGGAAAUCUUUGAGGUUGAUUUCAGGGACCCCUCUCUUGACUUGAAACGCAAGGGAGUCCUUUCCGCCUCCAGCAGGUUUCACAAGCUGAUCUGGGGGAGCUUUGGCAAUGGGCUUCUGGAAGGCUCCGGGGUUAUUGCAGGCGGCGGGGACAAUGGCAUGCUUACUCUAUACAAUGUGACUCACAUCCUGUCUUCGGGAAAGGAACCUGUGAUUGCCCAGAAACAGAAGCACACGGGGGCUGUCAGAGCUCUUGACUUUAAUCCUUUCCAGGGCAACCUCCUGGCCUCAGGGGCCAAUGAUUCUGAAAUCUUCAUUUGGGAUUUGAAUAACCUGAGUGUGCCAAUGACCCCAGGAUCCAAGUCACAGCAGCCCACAGAAGACGUCAAGGCACUCUCUUGGAACCGUCAAGUUCAACACAUUCUGUCUUCUGCUCACCCCAGCGGCAAGGCAGUCGUAUGGGAUCUCAGGAAGAAUGAACCUAUCAUCAAAGUCAGUGAUCACAGCAACAGGAUGCACUGCUCAGGCCUGGCCUGGCACCCAGUCAUAGCCACGCAGUUGGUUCUGUGUUCAGAAGAUGAUCGUCUUCCAGUGAUUCAGCUGUGGGACUUGCGCUUUGCCUCCUCGCCCCUGAAGUUGCUGGAGAGUCACAGCAGGGGAAUCUUGUCAGUGUCCUGGAGCCAGGCUGAUGCUGAGCUGUUGCUCAGUAGUGCCAAGGACAACCAGAUCUUGUGCUGGAACCUGGGGAGCACUGAGGUGGUAUAUAAGCUACCUACACAGAGCAGCUGGUGCUUUGAUGUGCAGUGGUGCCCUCGGGAUCCUCCAGUGUUCUCUGCUGCCUCCUUCGACGGCUGGAUCAGUUUGUACUCUGUGAUGGGUAGGAGCUGGGAAGUCCAGCAGAUGAGACAGGCUGACAAGAUCUCUUCUUCCUUCAGCAAAGGCCAGCCUCUCCCACCGUUGCAGGUGCCAGAGCAAGUGGCCCAAGCAUCAUUGAUACCUCCCCUGAAAAAACCCCCCAAAUGGAUGAGAAGACCAGCAGGCGUUUCAUUUGCUUUUGGGGGGAAGCUGGUUACUUUUGGCCUCCCCAGCACUCCUGCACAUCAAGUGCCACAGCCUUGCCUCCGCCUAGUCUUCAUCAGUCAGGUCACCACAGAAUCCGAAUUCCUGCUGCGGUCAGCUGAGCUGCAGGAGGCCCUGGGUUCAGGAAAUCUCCUGAAUUAUUGUCAGAACAAGAUCCAGGAAGCAUCACUACAAAGCGAAAAGAUGCUCUGGCAGUUCCUGAAGGUGACCUUAGAACAAGACUCCAGAAUGAAAUUCCUAAAGCUACUAGGAUACAGUAAAGAUGAGCUUCAGAAGAAGGUGGCCACAUGGUUAAAGAGUGACUCUGGGCUGGGUGAGAGCCCUCAGCCCAAGGGAGAUGACCUCAAAUGUAUCAGACAACAGGCCUUCUGCAGCCAGACCUCCAAACAUACUGUGGAGGAAGCCUCUGCCUCAUCAACCUUCUUUGAUGAGCUGGUCCCUCAGAACAUGACUCCAUGGGAGAUCCCCACCACAGAAGAUGUGGAUGGACUCCUGAGCCAAGCUCUCCUGCUUGGGGAACUGGGCCCUGCUGUGGAGCUGUGCCUGAAGGAAGAGCGCUUUGCUGAUGCCAUCAUCCUGGCCCAGGCUGGGGGCACAGAUCUACUGAAGCAAACACAGGAACGCUACUUGGCCAAGAAGAAAACCAGAAUCACCCCGCUGCUAGCCUGUGUUAUACAGAAGAAUUGGAAGGAUAUGUUGUGUGCCUGUAGCAUGAAGAACUGGAGAGAGGCUCUGGCCUUGCUACUGACUUACUCAGGGCCAGAGAAAUUCCCUGAGCUCUGUGACAUACUGGGAACUCGCAUGGAGCAGGAAGGCAGCAGGGCAUUAACUUCUGAAGCGAGACUCUGUUAUGUGUGCUCAGGGAGUGUGGAGCGGCUGGUGGAGUGCUGGGCAAAAUACCAUCAGACUUCAUCCCCCAUGGCUCUCCAGGACCUGAUGGAGAAGGUGAUGGUCCUUAAUAGGAGCUUGGAGCUACUGCAGGGACCUGAUGGGGUGACCCCAGGCCCUGCCACCACCUAUAGGGUCACUCAGUAUGCCAACCUCCUGGCAGCCCAGGGCAGCCUGGUCACUGCCAUGAGCUACCUACCCAGUGACUGUGCUCAGCCACCAAUUCAGCAACUGAGAGAUCGGCUUUUUCAUGCCCAAGGUUCUGGUGUCUUGGGCCAGCAGUCUCCUCCUUUCCCCUUUCCCCGGGUUGUUGUGGGAGCUACCCCCUACUCUCAAGAGACAUCUCACAGACUGGGAUUCCAGCCUUCUCACCAGGUUUCAACUCCAUCUCCAAGGCCAAGAAUUUUUACACCUCAGUCUUCACUGGUGAUGCCCUCGACACCUUCCCAUCCCAGCCCUUGUCCUGGGCCUAGAAUGCAGAACACAAGUGACUGUAGGCCACCUGGGUUCCAGGCAGUGCAGCCUUCGGCCCUGGGCCCUGGGCUGAGGCCUGCUUUAUCUCAGCCGCAGCUGUUAGGAGGGCAAAGGGUGCAGGCUCCUAACCCUGUGUACUUCCCUGGAACAUGGCCUCUUCCUGGUCCCCCUCCACCCACGGCACCCCCAGACAUCAGGCAGCCUGGCUCUGCCUCCCUGCCUGAGACUCCUCGCCUGCUCCCUCUGCUUUCUGUGAGACCACCGGGCCUCAGCCCUGGGAGCUCACAGCCGCCAGCCCUUCCUGUUAGCUUCUCUGCGGCACAUCCUCCAGGAGGGCCAGGUGCUCCAUGCACUGGUGUCCUCCCAGCCGCUGGCACCUUGAUGCCUCACCAAGGACCUCAAGACUCCUUGAAAAAUUCUCCAGUGCCCAGGGGAAACCUCCAGAGGAAAAAGUUUCCAGAGACAUUUAUGCCCCCAGCACCAAUUACUACUCCAGUUAUGUGCCUCACCCCUGAGCCACGAGGGGUCCUUUCCUCACAGCCUGCUGUCUCCCUUGUGAGCCAUGCUCCCCCUGGAGCCCCAGGAGAACUCAGCCUGCAGCAAUUUCAGUGGCCACCUGAGAAGAUGGAAAAGAAAGAGCUGCCCCCCGAACACCAGUCCUUGAAGAUCAGCUUUGAAGCGCUUUUGCAACGCUGCUCUCUGUCUGCCACUGACUUAAAAACAAAACGGAAGUUAGACGAGGCAGCUCUACGUCUCGAACAUCUAUACGAGAAGCUCUGCGAGGGGACGCUCUCGCCUCACAUCCUGGUGGGGCUCCACGAGGUUGCUCGAUGCGUGGACACAGGAAGCUUUGAGCAGGGCCUCGCGGUGCAUGCCCAGGUGGUGGGCUGCAGCAGCUUCAGCGAGGUCUCCAGCUUCAUGCCUGUCCUGAAGUCUGUCCUCACCAUUGCUCAUAAGCUGCGUAUCUAAACCAGGCAGCUGCUCUUGCCAGGAAGCUGCUUCUACUGUGACUUAACUUUUUCCCACAGGAAAGGGGAAUUUCCAAACAAAUUCUGUUUGUUUUUCUCAGCCCUCUUCUCUUGCUACCAGGUAUAUGAUGCUGCAGGCUUGGUGCCUGCAAAUCAGCAGAGUGCCUGCUCUCUACCCCUUUAUGCCUGGCCUUCUGGGGCUCUCGCAGCCUGUUUUAAAACUACUCCCACAGGGCCUGAUGCAUGGUGUCUUCUCCCCCAGGGAUAUUCUAAGUGGCUUCUGAGAGGGUGAGCAGGAUUGUUACUUCCAAGUCUACCUCUGCUGUAUCCAUCAUGUGGGACUUUUGUUUUCCCUUUCUGUGGGUUACAAGCCUGACCUUACCUCCUCCUCGCCUCUGACUUCAUAUUUCCAGGUCUGUAUUUCUCUGAGCACUAGAGGCUGGGGUAGAGUUGACUGUUGUUCACCCUUUGAACAAGUCAUAGACAUGAGGGCUGGGUGCUGAGCAGAACCAAGAGAAGGAACGUAGGCCCUUUUGAAAAGGGACUUCUCAUCUGCCAGCAUUAUGAAGGGUGGAAGGGGUGCACUGCCUUUUGCUGAGAGCUUUCUUAGGGUAUAGGAUAGGAGCAGAGGGACCACUGCCCAUGGGGAACGGCCUCUGACUCAGCCUGACUGAGCCCCAGCCCAAGGCUUAGACCAUUCAUUCUGUGACCAGAAUAGGUUCUGGAAUAGGAGCCAUAUUAACGAAAGACUUAAAACACUGCUCCUCAAGGCUUGGAGGCCGUUCUCCAGUCCCCACACGUCUCAGGACUGCCUACUCUGGCUGCACUUUCGUGGUUGGGCUCUGCAUUUGAAACACUGAUGUACUUAAUGUGCAAUAAAGCUGCUUUAAUUUGG